GUCGAGGUCGAAUCAUUACCCAUGACGAUGUGGCUGCUGACACUCGUGCUCGUUGUCGGUACCGCUGUAGGACAAACGGUACCUUGGUGGAACAGUGCUGUGUAUUAUAGGGUACUGGUGGACUCUUUCAAAGAUGGUGAUGGAGACGGGCUUGGCGAUCUUCAAGGAGCCACAAAACAGAUGAGCUACGUUCGUUCAUUAGGAGCAGACGCCAUCAUCUUGUCUCCCCUCAGCACCAAGAGUAAAGACUGCACCAAACCUGGGACCAUCGACUUGGGGGGGAUCGAUCAGCGCUAUGGGGGGCUGGAUGCCUUCAGCCAGUUUCUGGAGAAGGCCAAAGCUUUGGAGCUGAAAGUAGUCAUCACCCUGGACCUUCAAACUGCCAGUGCAGCAUCAGAGUGGUUCACGUCCAGUGCAAGCCGAGCGAACGGGUUCGAAGACUGGUUUAUUUGGGUUGAUGGAACACCUGAACAGCCUCCAGAGCUAGAACCCGGUAUCGACCAAUGGACGUAUCACGAAGACCGAAAGGCAUUCUUUGCAACUCGAAACAACGCUUCUCUCCUCAACCUCUGCUCCGAAGGUGUAGCAUCAGCGUUAGCUUCAGCUCAAUGUGCUUGGCUACGAAGGGGGGUUGCUGGAUUAGUACUUAACCCUGAUUUUAGAGAACAGGAAUGUGGGUUAAAAGUUUUGAGGAAGAUGGUAGCGGAAGCUAUGACGUGUGCUAGGGGGUCAAACUUGGAGACACCAGCCAUCUUAGUCGAGACAUCUUUACCUCCAGAACAAGCUGGCCAAUACUACAGCAAUGGCGGCAUAGGAGCCAACGGCGUCAUCAGCACAGCCCUUACGUCUGCUCAAAGAUCAGCUCCUCAAAUGGCAGUGGCUUUCUACGCUGAUAUACUGAAUGCUCCGCAAGAUGGUGUUCCUACUUGGCAGACAAGCUCCCCCAACGCAAACCGCAUCACAACCAGACACGGCAGCGACAUGGUCGACUCCAUCAACCUCCUCAACCUGGCACUCCCCGGCUCCAGCAUCAUUCAUCAAGGAGACGAGCUCGGCUCCGCAGAUACCAUCCUCGAAUGGUCCACAUCUGACUCCUGCUUCCCUAGUCUCCCUUUACCGUCAUCAGCACCAUUCCCCUGGGAUGAUACUGCCAAUGGUGGAUUCACAACUGGAACACCUUGGUUGCCUUUAGCGCCUAAUUAUAGAUAUGCAAAUGCGAAGACCCAGUUUGUGAAUGAUGGGAGCCAUGUUGGGGUGGUGAGAGUCGCGGCAGCGAUGAGGAAGAGUCCAGCUAUUGGACCUCAUGCUGAGAUCAAGCGUCUCGGAGACGCCAUUGCCGUCCUCCGUUGGGGAGGCACCGGCUCUCUCCUCGUCGUCUCCAACGUCGGCAAAUCCCAGACCGAAGCCCUACUAUCCUCAGUCCCAGGUCUUCCAGCAGAGAUGACCGUGGCUUCCAGCUCAGCUGGCUCUUCCUUCUCCACUGGGUCUCACGUAAAGCUGGAGAAACCAGUGAGGCUUGGACCUGGAGAGACGGUGCUGCUGGCCGGAGCACCGAGACACUGUGGGGGGCCGGGCCCGGUGGACAAGAUAGCUAACAAACUCAAUGAGGGGUGGCAGAAGAUUAAUAAGUAUUUCAGUAAUCUGUAAAGACGCAGACUUUAAGAUGUCCACUAGUAUUUGGCAGUUUUUUUUUCUGUUACUUACAAUGUUAUCAAGAGGGAACUCGACUGUUCUUAAAAUAAAAUAUUUUAUACCAUGCACGAAAUGAAGCAUCCGAUACCUAAUUAUAAGAAAAGGAUGGACAGAAGUUUGUUUAAAUCCAAUUUCUAUUUAGGAGGUCAGGUAGAAAUAUAUAAAGUAACUGAAUUGACCGUGACGUCACUCAAUUCGAUUUCAUAUUCAUU
Messenger RNA from Leguminivora glycinivorella, 1904 nucleotides. Its product is annotated as maltase A3-like. Lineage: Eukaryota; Metazoa; Arthropoda; Insecta; Lepidoptera; Tortricidae. The transcript has 7 exons. Gene Ontology annotation, biological process: carbohydrate metabolic process. Bases 22 to 1647 code for a protein of 541 amino acids. The record is from RefSeq and is a predicted model, not a curated record.